UCAAGUAAUACCUCUCACUUGAGAGUCGAAUCCCGUAUUCGACACUUUGUUUCGCUCCUCGAAAGACGUCUCCGAUUAUAUCGAUUAUUUCCACUCAUAACUGAAUUUAUUCCCCGAAAUUAUCAGCUUCAAAUCAUAAAUUAUUUGCAGUAAAAAAUCGAGUGGAGAGUUUUUAAUUUUUUAAAAAUAUUCUAAAAAUCGCGGGUUCCGCGGAUUUCGUGGUUUUUUUUUAGAGUUGGACUUCAUUGAAUGUUUAGACAAUUGGGGGAAUUGUUUAAUUGAAUUUGAGUGACUGAAACUGGUGAAAUUGAUUCGGAACUUGAAAGGACUUGAAGACAACCGGAAAUGGGGAUCAAAGUGCCGCAGGGACUCAAUGGACGACUGCUGUUCGCUAUCGCAGCUGCUGCCCUGGGAUCAUCCUUCCAGCACGGUUACAAUACUGGUGUUGUCAAUGCACCACAAUCGUUAAUCGAAGCCUGGAUACAAGACGUUAAGGGCAACCGAACAGGUGAAAUAAUCAGUAAGAAUCAGGUGACAGCAAUAUGGUCAGUGGCGGUGUCAAUUUUCUGCGUGGGUGGUAUGAUCGGUGGUGCCCUGGUAGGAACAAUAGCAGACAGAUUUGGCAGAAAAGGUGGUCUCCUUCUGAUCAAUGUCCUAGUUGUGAUGACAGUACUCCUGGAAGGUUUCUCAAAGAUGGCAUCAAGCUACGAGAUGCUGAUAAUCGGUCGUUUCAUCAUCGGUAUCAACUCAGGCCUGAACGCUGGUUUAGCACCGAUGUACCUAGCUGAGAUAUCACCAAUGCACCUUCGAGGUGCUGUUGGAACUGUCUACCAACUGGUCAUUACGAUUUCCAUUCUGAUUGCUCAGAUUCUCGGUAUGAAUCAACUCCUGGGUACUGAACAGCACUGGCCACUCCUGCUUUCUCUCACAAUUGUCCCAGCGAUUUUCCAGUGUCUCACUCUUCCACUCUGUCCUGAGAGCCCGAAGUAUCUUCUCCUCUGCAGGGGCAAGGACGCCGAUGCCCAAAAGGCUCUGACCUGGCUUCGCUCUAGCAACGAUGUCUACGAAGAAAUGGAAGAAAUGAGAAAUGAGUACGAGUCCAUGAAGAUGCUGCCAACUGUUGGAUUGAGGGAUCUCUUCGUCAACUCCACUCUGAGGAUUCCUCUUGUCAUCGCUGUCAUGGUUAUGCUGGCUCAACAGCUGUCUGGCAUCAAUGCCGUCAUGUUCUUCUCGACGAAGAUCUUCACGAUGGCAAGCUUAGACGAUCAUGCUGCUCAAUCUGCUACCAUGGGAGUGGGAGCUAUGAAUGUCAUCAUGACUCUCGUCUCGCUUGUUCUUGUUGAGAAGUGCGGGAGAAAAACACUUUUGCUGCUUGGAUUCGGAGGAAUGGUCAUUGACACUGCCUUGCUAACUAUCUGCAUUACUUACGCAAGCGCAUCAACAGCCGCAGCCUAUUUGUCCAUCAUCUUCGUGAUCCUCUUCGUGGUGUUUUUCGCAAUCGGCCCUGGCAGCAUUCCCUGGUUCCUCGUCUCAGAGUUGUUCAACCAAUCAGCAAGACCCGCAGCAACAUCAAUCUCCAUUGCCAUCAACUGGUCCGCCAAUUUCGUAGUUGGCAUAGCCUUCUUGCCCCUGCAGGAAGUAAUGGGAUCCAAAGUCUUCAUAAUCUUCGUGAUAAUUCAAGCGGUAUUCACUCUCUUCAUCUGGAGGAAAGUGCCCGAGACGAAGAACAAGACGAUCGAGGAAAUCAGCAGUAUGUUCAGACAGAGAUCCUAUCAGUGAGGUAAACCCGAAAUAAUCACACCAGUAUAAUAAUAAUGAACAAAUACGAGAGCAAGCGAGUGGUCAAAACAAGUCCUUCCAUUAUUUUACAGUUCGAUGCAUUUUAUUAUUUAACAAUUAUCGAUUUCUUUGAUAAAUGAAUGAUUCAAUUGUGCCAUUUAUUAAUCAACGAACUGGCUUUUUUAUUCCCGUCGUUACUCGGAGGAUUACGUCGAACUGAUAAAUAGGGACAUCACCUGAUUUACAUGUAAUUAAUCGAUUUAGUUCCUGUCACCCGUCGGGUGGUUAAUUGUUUAAUUAAUUAAAAAUGGAGAAAAGGUACAAGAAAUGUCACUGAAGUCAUGGAUAGACUAAGAACUGAACAAGGCUCUUUACGAUCAAGUCUUUCUUUGAUAACGAUUUUAUUAUUAUUUUUUCAUACAGUGUGUGGAAUUGAUGAUUCCAACUCUAGUCAAGAAUGAGCUCUUUUUAAAUUUUCACCAUUUCUUCUUGUUGUUACUGCAAAUCCACCGGUUUUAAUUUGUUUUUUUUUUUUUUAUGAAUUCUUUCUGACGUGCGCGACGGUGAGAUGAAAGGAUUAUUGAUUCAUGGCUUCACAGAUUGUAAAAUGUGAAAUUGUUGCAUCAAUGAUUCAAUAAUCUGCGAUGCGCUUAUCCAUUCUUGAGAUAAAACAACGAAAGAGCACUUUUUUGGUGUUAUUUUGAUAACCCGGGCAAACUGAAAAGUCUCAUGACAGACAGAUUUUUACCUUCGCUAUUAUAAAUGUACAGACAUGAAUUUAUUACGCUGGAAAAUAAAAAAUCAAGAUGCCUUUUUGAUAGUUUCCACCUGAGAUACAAAUAAAUUAACAAAUGUUAAUGAUUGUUGAUUGCAAUAAAAAAUUCGGCCGAAGCCGGAUAGGUUUAUUUUCAAUAGAUGACAUUAUUCUCUUGGCACCGAUAAUUAUUUAAUUCAUAUAUCGCUUAUUGUUAAGCAACAUUGGCCAAGUACAAAGUGCUCGGUGAUUAUUUUUAUUAAAGUCGAGGCCAAUGUGUUUCGGUCCUGUUGGAAUACACAGAGAAAAAAAAGACUUCCCAAAAAGAAGUUUCUAGAUUAAUCGAUUUUGAUAAAGAGAUAUUUUUUAAUCUGUGCACAGACAGAUGGAAAUUGUCAUCGUGCAAAUUGCAUUGGCUGUUGCUGGGAGCAAAUUAAUCGAUAUAAUUGUCUUCGAUGAAAAUAUAGAUUAUGUCUUUCUUUUUUUUAAUUAUUGAACGCAAUACUCAUACGUUAGUCGAUUACAAAUGAAAUAGAGGAGUGGCUCUCACAUCGUUCCUAGGUAAAUUGAAAUUAUACUGGGCAUUGUUUGAGGCUGAGUGUCUGGUUUACUGAAGUGUUAAUUAUUUAAAUGAUGUACACGUUGUGUGGAGACUGAAACAAUUGUUGCACAAAAUACAAUUGCCCAGGAUAGAUUAAUAUAUAGACGAGUGCAUGCUGAUGUUUUUAUUUCAUACAACAUUCAGAUUCUUACACAACCCGUAGUGUAGAUUUAAACAAUGAAAUUUUAGGUAUUUUAUCGUAAGUUUAAUUAAUAAAUGGUAUUGAAUUAAUUUAGAGAUGGUAAAAUGCAGUUUUAAGAGUAGAUUUUAGUUGUGUUCUUUUAUAUAUGGAAAGUACAGUGUCGAUGUGAAACAUUUAAGAUGUUUAAACAAAAAUAUAAGUCAUAUCGCAGUUUAAUGUAAACGAGAGAAUUAUUGUCGUUCUGGUUGUUAUUGUGGCGCAGUGCGAGGGUUUAUUUUCAUGGAUAAUCCAUCACUGUGUUGUAUGACUGGGUACAGUGAUUGCGAUAUACGUAUUUUUGAUGCUGAUAUAUUUACUGUUGUCCGAAAUAAAGAAAUUAUUGAAGUAA
This is a messenger RNA of Fopius arisanus, 3664 nucleotides long. Its product is annotated as solute carrier family 2, facilitated glucose transporter member 1. The coding region runs from base 346 to 1779 and encodes 477 amino acids. Gene Ontology annotation, cellular component: membrane. The record is from RefSeq and is a predicted model, not a curated record. Gene Ontology annotation, molecular function: hexose transmembrane transporter activity. The transcript has 4 exons. Lineage: Eukaryota; Metazoa; Arthropoda; Insecta; Hymenoptera; Braconidae. Gene Ontology annotation, biological process: monosaccharide transmembrane transport.